AUGAGUAACAGUAGUGAUACGGUGAUUGGUUUUGUGCUAAAUAUUACGGCGUGUUUUGCCUUCGGCUUUAUGUUUGUUCCACUUCGAAAAUUUCAAUGUGGAGAUGGCUUCUUCGUUCAGUGGGUAUAUAGCAUUGCUGUAUUCGUUAUUGGCUUUGUGGUUAACUGCUUCCGAGGCUUUCCACCAUUUCUACCCUUGGCUAUGGUUGGUGGAGCUGUAAGUGCUGCAGACUUUUUUGGUUACCGUAUUGCUAACAGUGAGAUUUUCGCAGCUACAUAUGGAGAAUUUUGGGGAAUAUCCUCGACUAUACGCUAUUUAUUUCUUAGACGCUUAUUUCCAGGAAGUAUGGCUGCGGUUCCACUUAUGAAGAACCUUGGUUUGAGCGUUGGUAUGAUGCUAUGGGGCGAUGUCCAAGCCGUUACUGGCUGGUCAAUUGCCCGAUUUGGUUUAUUUGGCACUAAACCUCAACCUGUUUACAACAAUGCAAUGAAUGUUGCUGGUGUUAUUAUCGUCGUUGUAAGUGGUGUGAUGUUUGCAUUUGUAAGACACGAGACACAACAAAAGGAGUUGUUGAAGAAAAAUCGCCUAAUUAUGAAUGAGAAAAGUGAAGGGGAAGUGAUUGAAGAGGAAGAGGCAGAAGGUAGAGCCGAUGAAGGCCCAACUAAUAGCAAAACACGUUCAAAUCAGUUGCCGCUAGAAAGGUCACAGUCUCGCAAGCUUCAGUUUCCUUUAAUCAAAUUGUUAUACGUUGGGAUGGCUGUUAUCAUUGGGAUUUCACAUGGUUUUAAUAUGACUCCAAUUACAUAUAUCGUGGAAAAUUACGCCAGUGCUUCUCACGAUGUUCUGGACCAUAUAUUUGCUCAUUAUUGUGCUGUGACUCUCUGUACCACAGUUAUCUUUAUUGCGUAUAGUAUUGUGAAAAAAAAUAACCCAUUUGCGCAGUCUGAACUAAUCUUACCUUCUUUCCUUUAUGGUGUGUUCUGGAGUGGUGGAAUGGUGUUAUUUUUUAUUGCAAACAGGCUGCUCUCUCAGACUGUUAGCUAUCCAAUCACAAUGAGGCUACCAUCGACAAUAACACUGGUUGGUGACGUAUUACUCUUUAGAACUGUCAAGGUAGACUUUUUUUCAAUUGUCAGAUUUGACGUAUUGGACAAUGACUACUUCAUUUGA
This is a messenger RNA of Enterobius vermicularis (human pinworm), 1170 nucleotides long. The record is from the annotation of a GenBank genome assembly. Lineage: Eukaryota; Metazoa; Nematoda; Chromadorea; Rhabditida; Oxyuridae.